GCGCCGCCCGCGUAUGUACCAAACCGUGCCGGUAUACGGUAUGUAAACAUAAUAAACGUGUACAAAAUACAUGUAGAUCUAUGUACACACGAACCGGCCAUAUCGUCAGGGAAAAAGACGUGGUAUUUUCAUUCCCGAAGUUAACAAUUUCAGAGGAGAAAAAAGAAAAUGAUCAAGAAUCGAUUCAGGAAAGGAAAACACAGAAAGUUUCAGGAUGACUGGGAAAAGUCUCAUGAGCCAGUCGUUGAAGGUGUUACAUUCUUUGUUAAAUACCUUGGAGUUGAGAUAGUCAAUCUACCCAACGACGAAACGCAUACCGCGGAUGCAAUUAAAAAGAUUGUCCAUCGGGCAAAGUAUGGAUCUGGUAAGGUGCGGAAAGUGGCACUGACAGUGACGCCAACAUCAUUAAAACCCACAGACUUGGAAACAAAUGAAGAAUUAGAAGAAAUAGUUAUUCAUAGGAUAUCAUACUGUACAGCAGACAAGAACAAUGACAAGAUCUUUGGAUUCAUCUCGUGUCACUUCAGAACAGAAGUCUUAGAAUGUCAUGCUUAUCUAUGUCAGAAACGCAAAGUGGCGGAGGCCUUAGCUCUGACGGUAGCACAGGCAUUCAAUAUCGCUUAUGAUGUGUGGAAGAAGAGCAGAGCUGAAAAGGCAAGCACCGACUCGGAAGGGAAAGACGAAAGCAUAUCAGAUGACUACGCGGAAUCGUCAGAUACUAGUACAAACCAUGGUUCACCGGUUAGGAAGUCGGCCCCUCAGUCCAUCCCAGGAUGCAAUUCUACGGAAUCAAGAUCCCCAAACCAUUGGUCUCCCGACAUCACAUCACCCUCAUUACAACCUCCUCCACUUUCCACCAAAAUAUUAUCUGUUCAAUGUGAUACGCCUGUCAUCUCAUCCUCCGCCCCACCCACGACGCUCAACUUUGAAAAGCAUCGGCCGCCACCUUUAGUUUUCAACGGCCAUGUUCACCUUGAUGAUAGCAACAAACAAAUGCACCAAGUUACAAACUCAUUAUCAAAUUUAGGCCUAGAAGACGAUGAUGGAGAUUUGGAUGACUGUUUUUCAAAAUUGGCUGAAAGUCGAUCGAACCCUGGUCUUCUGGACAUCAACGUCAAGCGAUCGCCGUUUGAUGCAGACGUGAUCGUGCACUUCUCCGGAACGAACAAGGACCGAGAUACGUUACUGAAAUCCGAGUCCAAGGAUUCUUUCUUCCUUCCCAAUUCGCAAGAUAAUCUUCUGAUCGGUAACCUUUGAUCCCGGCUUGCGUAGCGUAUUCUCGGACCCGGCAGAGAGGUCUGAAUUCCAUUCUACACAAGAUUUUAAUAAUGAAAUGAACAUUUAUACGAUAGAUUAUUAUCAUUAGAAUGUAAAGUUUUUUGUAUUUCAUGAAAGUUUUUCACAGAACUCAAAAGUGAAUGGACGGUGUUUGUGCAAGUAUGUGCUUAGAUGUAUUAUUGAAUAGAAUGAAAUAUAAAUAUAUAUAUGAAGGGUCACUAAAGUUGCUGUUGAGUAUCAUAUAGCUCACUAAAAAUGCAUGUUAAUUUAUUUUAUUUUUCUUGUGUGUGUUAAAGGGAAAUCCAACAUGAAGAGCAAUGUCUAUGAAGAGGAAAGGAGAGAAACUUAACCAGCAAAGCAGAUUGGUGAAAGUUUGAAUAAAAUUUGUCAAACAAUGAGA
Molecule: messenger RNA, 1678 nt
Organism: Lytechinus variegatus (green sea urchin)
Lineage: Eukaryota; Metazoa; Echinodermata; Echinoidea; Temnopleuroida; Toxopneustidae
Product: low density lipoprotein receptor adapter protein 1-B-like
Exons: 9
Coding region: 169-1257 (362 amino acids)
Source: RefSeq, a predicted model, not a curated record